AUGGGUAAUGUAUUAGACAAAUUUUUCUUUCUGAUCAUUUUCGGUUACGCUAUUCCUAUUGUUCAAAUAUUGGCUAAUGGUGGAGCUUCAUCUAUUUUGACUGUUUGUCAAGCAUUACAACAAGGAACACCUGUUAUUGUUAUCGAGGGUACUGGCCGUGCUGCCGAUGAAAUUGCUCUCAUAUAUAAAUAUUUGUAUGGAAAUCAUCCAGUACAGCAUGAAGAACAACGUUCAAUAGCAGCAUAUAAUGAAGCUUCUUCAAAGUUUCAGGAUUUUGCGAGAAGAAUACGAUCAGGAUUCGGAUAUAAUACUGUUCUCAAUCAUACUAAUUGUGAUCAAUUCAUUAAACAAAUUACUUCUCCUGAAGGCUAUUUUCUCAUUUCGAUAUUUCACUUUCAUAAUGAACAAGGUGAACAGAAACUUGAAGAUGCUAUUUUACACGCUCUUCUCAAUGGCGCAAAAAUAAUCAAAAAUGAAGAAAAACAAAGAAUCACUGAAAUUAAAUUGGCUAUGGCUUGGAAUAAAUUUGAUUAUAUUCGAAAGAAUAUUUUAACUGACAAAACAAUUUUUCAAUGGACAGAUCUUGAACUUGAUCAAGCACUACAUGAUUCUUUACGUAUGAACAAAAUACGUUGUACAGAUUUACUUGUUGAAUAUGGUGCUUCGUUUGAUCGGCUACAAAGAUUUGAUCUAUUAGACAAACUUUAUCAAGAAGUAGAAACAAAUGUAUUAACUUAUUCUAAACAUAUGAUUGAAAAAAUUCAUAAAAAGAAAGAUUUAUCUAAUUUGACUGAGCUGGAUAAAAAAUACUUCUAUGAAGAUUAUUUGGAUAUUGAUCUGAACGAUACGAAAAACCUAUCACUGAGUUGGGUAAACAAUUCAACUACUAAAUAUGGAACUCUUGAUGACGAUAGUGUAUUAACUAAUUCAGCAAGUAAUUUUAAUCAUCCUAUUUGUGUUUUUAAUGCUGUCGAUAUGAUUCAAGCCAAUGGUUUUCUAAACACUAUUUCUAUUCGCUUUGACAAUAGUUCGAAACCAUUCCCAGUAGAUAAACUUCCUGUUUGCUAUUUAAUUUCGCCUACAAACAAUCCGAAUUCAUUUCUGAUUGCAUUCAAAUGUCAACUUCAAUCAUUAUCCAACAAUAUGAAAGAUAUAUUCCAUUAUAAAACUGCAGAAAAACCGCCAUUUGUUACUAAUGGACAAUAUAUUGCUAUUGGUUUUACAUAUGAAACUGGUUUUCCAUGUAAUGUACCACAAAGAAAUCAACAUUCACUUGAUCUUAGCCGUAUCGAACUUAUACUUUCUACUGCUGCUAAAACGUCGAUUCAAUUUAAUGUUGAAAGUAGGCAAGGUGUAGCAAUUAGCUUUAAUAUUGAUUCAUCUCCCGUAUUUUUUCGCGAUUUAUUUUUCUGGUCGUUAUUUUUUAAUCGAUAUAACAUGGCUACAUAUCUCUGUUCAAAAUCUUCUAAUGCAACUGUAGCAGCACUCUUGGCUAGCAAAAUCUAUCAUCGAGCAGCUAUGUUUAAUAGGACGCCUGAAGAACGAUUGGGUUUUGUUGAAAAAGCAAAAGAGUUCGAUAAACAUGCAUCAGUAAUUAUCGAUAUGUGCUUUGAUGAAAAUAACGAAUUUGCUCUUGAUAUUCUUAAAAAAAGAUCACCACUUUUCUUUGAGAAAUAUCCAUUGGAAAUUGCUAAAGAUAUAGAGAGUCGAACGUUUUUAGCAACAAAAACUGUUCAACGUUAUCUUGAUCAACAAUGGUAUGGACAACUUAAUGAAUAUGAUCGCAAUAAGUUUUGGAUUGGUUCAUUGAUCUUUAUUAUGUGUUGUAUACCCAUAUUAAUUCCUAUUCAAGCUCUUUCUAAAUUUAUUAUAUCAGAUAAAAGACAACCAAAAAUAUGGGAGAAAAAACGGCAUAUUAUUGGAUGGAGUGCAAGAAUUUUUUAUAGAUUCAAAGAAUUUUAUUCUGGACGAGCUAUUGUAUUUUAUAUUAUUUUUCUUGCUUUAUUCAGUUACGUAUUACUUGUUGAUUAUUUUCCAAUAAAUAUAAAUGGUGGUCAAAGAAGUACUUAUAAUAACUUAUUCAUUCCAAUUUCUGAAAUAUUUCUUCAUGUUCUUAUUUGGAGCUUAAUUUUUGAAGAAGGACACGAAUUUCUGCAACAUUGGAAAGUCAAAAAGUACCAUCAUAGUCGAUAUAGCAUAUAUAAUUAUUUUAGCCAAAAUAAAUGGAAUAUUUUAGAUAUAUUUGCAAUUAUUAUUUAUCUUGUUGCAUUUAUUACAAGGUUUAUUGUUAUCAAAGAAGUAUUUACAGCUUCAAAAAUUUUAAUGUGUAUUGAUCUGUUUUUAUGGUAUAUCCGUAUUCUUCAUGUGUUUGCUGUCUUUGAAGGACUUGGACCUAAGUUAUUAAUGAUUUUUAACACAAUGAAAGAUCUUCUCUUCUUCCUUUAUUUUAUUCUUAUCUUCUUGGUUGCUUAUUCGGUAACGUCAUAUGCAUUGAUUGUAGCUAACUAUCAAAUAUCUUGGAAAGAUGCUAAUAAUAAACCAUCGUCACGACAAUUUCAAGCAUUGAACAAUGGUACAGGUUUAUGGAAUUGGGAAAUUUUGAGAGAUAUUAUUGAUUGGGGUAUGUGGAAAAUUUAUGGACAAAUUGAUUUAGACGCUUCUUAUCACUUUGAUAAUGAAGAAAAAGUCGCUGUCACUAACGAUGCUUAUGGAAUAACUGCAUUCAUUUUGACGAUCUUUUUUGUAUCUGUGGCAAAUAUAUUACUUCUCAAUAUUUUAGUUGCACUUUUUAAUAUAACUAUUCAAAAAGUUCAACAGAAUGCACAUGAAUCUUGGGCUUAUUAUCGUUUCCUACUUGUGACAGAAUAUACUAAUAAGACAUUUUUACCACCACCACUUAAUAUAUUCAUUUAUAUAUUUUCUCCUCUAUAUCAUUUUCUUAAAAAUCGUCAUUCAAAAAAGCCAAACAAUACAUAUGGUAUUCUUGAUAGUGGUGAGAUGAUGAAAAUUGAUUCAAAUCUUGUUGAUAUGGUUGUAUUUAAUGGUGUAGAUCGCAUCCGUCGGAUGGGGCUUAUUACCUCCGUUACUAUCAAUUUCAGUUCUCCACCACGGAUACCUAAUCCAUCUAUCAUACUUUAUUUGUUAGAGAGUGAAAGUAAUAGUCCAAAUAGGUUUCGUGUUACUGAUGAAAAACGACUUCGAACUGAUCAUAUUCAACGACGAAGUGGUGUACAAAGAAUUGUUCUAAAUGAUCCACUCAAGUGUUUUGAAAAGCAAUUCGUUGCUUUAGCUUUUGAAACAUAUUCUGGUACUCCUGCUAGUGUCAAAGAUCGCAAUGAACAUUCUGUUAACCAUGCUCACUUUUGUAGUCUUAAAGCUGCAGGCAAAUCAAUUCAUUUUAUGAAUUAUCCAAAUAAAGGAGCAGCAUUUAGUUUUAUCAUUGAACAACAUUUAAAAGACCUAAAUGAUGGUAAUACUUCUGAGCCAUUCAAUCAACAGGUAUUGAGUAUGACAGAGGCAUCAUCGAAUUCAACAGUGACAACACUCAACAAAUUUGAAGAACGCGACAAUAUGUUACGAGAACGUAGUAUUGCUGAAGAUUAUUGGAAACAAGUAAUUGAUGAAAUCAAACAACAAGAAGCAAGAGUGGUCGAAGAGCAAAACAAUAAUAUUAAUUGA
Molecule: messenger RNA, 3678 nt
Organism: Rotaria sp. Silwood1
Lineage: Eukaryota; Metazoa; Rotifera; Eurotatoria; Philodinida; Philodinidae
Source: the annotation of a GenBank genome assembly